AUGACCAUUUCAUAUACAUUGGACGUCUCCCAGACGAAUUUGCAAAGCUUUUUCAGUUUACUUUUACGAUGGAGAGGAAGUGUUUGGAAGGCAGUUUUCGGUCAGUUAGCUGUAUGGACUGCUGUUUUUCUUAUGAUAAGUUGCAUCUACCGGUAUAUGUUAUCGCCAUCACAACAAGAUGUAUUUGAGCAAUUGGUACGGUAUUUCGACAACAAGUUAGAUGCAAAUAUUCCAUUGACUUUCCUUCUUGGAUUUUUCGUUUCUUUUGUUGUUGCCAGAUGGGGAUCGAUUUUGAAUGGAAUCGGAUGGAUUGAUGAUGCAUCUCUCCUCUUUGCCACAUAUAUUCGUGGAGCAGAUGAAGAGACACGUGUCAUCCGUCGGAAUCUUGUUCGUUAUCUGGUUCUCUCACAAGCUUUGGUUCUUCGUGAUAUCUCAAUGCAAGUUCGGAAACGAUUUCCAACAAUGGACACCCUGGCAGCAUCUGGAUUGAUGACUCACGAGGAAAUGGAUAUUCUUGAUCAUAUCAAAGAUCCUUAUAGCAGAUAUUGGACAUCUAUUCAAUGGAGUUUAAAUUUAGUUUAUGAAUGUCAGAAGAAGGGAAAAGUUGAAAGUUAUUAUUUGAUGAACAAGAUUGUCGAUGAAAUCGGAAAGUUUCGACAUGGUCUUGCUUCACUUCUGAAGUAUGAUUGGGUUCCUGUUCCCUUGGUUUAUCCACAGGUAAUUUUCCUCGCUGUGAGAAUAUAUUUCAUGAUUUGUCUAAUUGGAAGACAGUUCAUUGUAACUGGCUCUAAUCCAUCAGGAAUUGAUCUCUGGCUUCCUAUCACAACAAUGGUUCAAUUUCUUGUUUAUAUGGGAUGGAUGAAAGUAGCUGAAGCACUUCUCAAUCCAUUAGGAGAGGAUGACGAUGAUUUGGAAUGUAACUACAUUAUCGACAAGAAUCUUAUAACCGGUUUGUCGAUUGUGGACACCAUGUGGAAGCACGAUGAUACGGGUUAUUCGAUGGUUGAAGAACACAUGGCAAAGACUCCAUCACAGAAGAAAGAUGAAUUCUGGGGAAUCGAUAAAAUUGCUCCGUUGUAUUCAAUGGAAUCGGCUGAACGGUCUGUGCAUCCAUUGGUUGGAAGUGCCAGUAAAAUUAAUCUGGUGAAAAACAAAAAAGAAAUUGUGAUGACUCCACACAAGAACAAACUCAGUGAACUGGAUCCAUCUGAACAGAAAACGUAUCUCCGCCGUGUGAAUGUAUCUGAUCAUAAUGCAAAACACGCGAAGCAACGUGGAUUGGAGAGAGCGAAUUCUCCGGAUAAAUGUCUGAGCAAAAUGAGGUCAAGAUCAAAUGGCAAGUUCAGAACAUCAGCCAACGGAUCACAAAAUGGAGUUGAUUUAUGGACAAGAGCAGGUGAUAUCGAAAUGAAUGUUGCCGCAUCGAAUCCAAAUCAAGUUCAUCCUCACUCUAUUGCAGUUUUCCCGCCAGAUGAACAACAAACGACAUCCAGACAUUGA
Caenorhabditis remanei is the source of this 1500-nucleotide messenger RNA. RefSeq lists its product as uncharacterized. Lineage: Eukaryota; Metazoa; Nematoda; Chromadorea; Rhabditida; Rhabditidae. The record is from RefSeq and is a predicted model, not a curated record. The coding region runs from base 1 to 1500 and encodes 499 amino acids. The transcript has 12 exons. Gene Ontology annotation, molecular function: chloride channel activity.